Messenger RNA from Thyridium curvatum, 1611 nucleotides. RefSeq lists its product as uncharacterized. The coding region runs from base 1 to 1611 and encodes 536 amino acids. NCBI's taxonomy places the organism in Eukaryota, Fungi, Ascomycota, Sordariomycetes, Thyridiales, Thyridiaceae. The transcript has a single exon. The record is from RefSeq and is a predicted model, not a curated record. Gene Ontology annotation, molecular function: protein binding.
AUGACGGCGGUCAUGUCGCCUGCCUCCUCUCCAGCAACAUCGCCGCCAGUUACCUCCUCAGCCUCGCCGCCGCCAAAUCCCGCCGCGACCCAUCCUGCACUCCCUCCGCUCAUCACCUCGCCGCCGUCUCGGCGGUCCACGCUGUCGAGACCAAUGUCGCACGCCUCUAGGAACCGUCUGUCGCAGUACUCGACUGGUUCGAUACCGUCGAGGUCACGACCUGUGUCUCACAUGUAUCCGAUAUAUCCCUCCAGCCUCCCGUAUACGCUUGUGCGCGACUUUGCGUACCCUCCCGGCCAUCCUAUGCACUAUGGCCCGCCACCAGAACCCUCGCGUCCGCCGUCCGGCAUGACAACUCCUGCCAGCGAGUCGCAAAGGCGUCUUUCGGACCCGCCCAUGUCCUGGGAGACCAAGCUCAGCUGGGAAACUGGCUAUUGGGGCGGCGGGGAAGGAUUGGACCGUGGGAACGACCUUGCGCCCAUCCAUCUUGGCGAUGGCCCUCCCUGGAGCGAGGACGAAGACCUGCAGAGUCCUGUUGUCAGCUCGCGACACAGGAAGCACAAGUCGACCUCGGCAGCUUAUGCUGGCAGGCAACGAGCCGCCAAGGAGGCCGGCGAAGGAGGCUCGAGCAUCCUCAACCCCAAUAACUUCGACCAGGACCGAGGCUACUACAUCGGCACAAGUGGUGACGGGAGCGAGCGGUAUUAUGUUAAUCAAGGCGAGGAAGCCAACGGGCCGGGAGGAGAAUAUGUCACAUAUCCGCCGAACCAGGCGAGGCAUUCUCUGAAUCCCUAUCAUUUGGCUGAGCAGCAGCCGCGCCAGUAUGCCAAUCCUGGCGCCGAUUAUCAGUCUGAUUCUGACGAGUCUAGUGCGAGCUCUUCGCCCCAAUUCCACGAGGACCAGUCGAGAUACUCUCGAGACUACCAAUUCACCAUCACGUCGCCAGACGAAGAAAUGCACGGCAAGGCCGUUGCCCUGUUCGACUUUGAGAGGGAAAACGAGAACGAGCUUCCAUUGGUCGAGGGUCAGAUCAUCUGGGUCUCGUACAGGCACGGGCAGGGCUGGUUGGUCGCUGAGGACCCCAAGACGCAGGAGAGCGGCCUUGUACCGGAGGAAUAUGUGCGGCUGUUGCGGGAUAUCGAGGGCGGAAUGACGAGCCUCACUGGGCAGACGGUGGACGCGGUCUUCGGCAGUCCCAAUGAUGUCGGUACGCCGACUCAGGCGGAUCACCAGAGCUUUGGUCACACGCCGACUGCGAGCAAUGCUUCCAAUGGCUACCACCAACCCGUCGUGUCCACUUUCUCGACCUCGAGCAAGGAUCUGGACCCAUAUCCGCAACAUCUCCUGGGUACCCAGGCAGGACAGCAGCCGCCGCAGGUCGUGCAUUAUCACGGACAGCGUGGAGGCAGUCAGGCAAACACACCUACACUACAAUAUCACCAGGAUGUUGGUAUGAUGCGCCGAGGAAGCCAGGAUACCAGCGGGAAGAAGAGCGACGCGAACACGGCCUCUGGACUGGAGACACUGCCUGACGCGAAGCUCGAAUCUUCGAAGACUCCGGUUCAGGCCACCGCCGAGGAAGAAGGAGAAGGAGAGGAUGAAGCCAAGUGA